This is a messenger RNA of Athene cunicularia (burrowing owl), 540 nucleotides long. Its product is annotated as death effector domain-containing protein-like. Lineage: Eukaryota; Metazoa; Chordata; Aves; Strigiformes; Strigidae. The record is from RefSeq and is a predicted model, not a curated record. Gene Ontology annotation, biological process: extrinsic apoptotic signaling pathway via death domain receptors; apoptotic process; regulation of apoptotic process. The annotation marks the transcript as partial. Gene Ontology annotation, molecular function: DNA binding; protein binding. Gene Ontology annotation, cellular component: nucleolus. The transcript has 2 exons.
UGCAGAGCGGGAUUUUUAACCGAAUACCCACCGAUUAAAUCCUGUUGGCCCUCUCUGUCUUGUAGGGUUGUGGUGCUGUGGGGAGUGCCGGCCGGCAGUGGCGGACGAUGGCCGCCUUCAAACGGAGCCGGGCGCAAGCGUGGCCGGAGGAACGGGGCGACCGGGAGCACGGGCUGUACAGCCUGCACCGCAUGUUCGACAUCGUGGGCACGCACCUGACCCACCGGGACGUGCGGGUGCUCUCCUUCCUCUUCGUGGACGUGAUCGACGAUUACGAGAGGGGGAUGAUCCGCAGCGGCCGGGACUUCUUGCUGGCGCUGGAGCGGCAGGGCCGCUGCGACGAGACCAACUUUCGGCAGGUGCUGCAGUUGCUGCGGAUCAUCACGCGCCACGACCUGCUGCCCUACGUCACCCUCAAGAGGCGACGGGCCGUGUGUCCGGACCUGGUGGACAAGUACCUGGAGGAGACGUCCAUCCGCUAUGUGACGCCCCGAGCUCACAGCGAGGCGGAACACGGGCUCGGCCACCCCCAUAAAUCAG